Alosa alosa (allis shad) is the source of this 1405-nucleotide messenger RNA. RefSeq names its product matrix metallopeptidase 13a (gene mmp13a.1). Gene Ontology annotation, molecular function: metalloendopeptidase activity; zinc ion binding. Gene Ontology annotation, cellular component: extracellular matrix. Gene Ontology annotation, biological process: proteolysis; extracellular matrix organization; collagen catabolic process. NCBI's taxonomy places the organism in Eukaryota, Metazoa, Chordata, Actinopteri, Clupeiformes, Clupeidae. The record is from RefSeq and is a predicted model, not a curated record.
UCGGCCAGACGGCUGAUGAGCCAAAGAAGUCGCAUCCUGAGUGAGAUGCAGAGCUUCUUCAAACUCAAGGUUCUGGACGAGGAGACGCUGGAGAUCAUGAGGAAGCCCAGGUGUGGCGUACCUGAUGCGGUCGCCCGCUACAGCACCUUCGGACACAACCUCAAAUGGCAAACAAACAAGCUCACAUACAGGAUUGUGAACUACACGCCAGACCUGCCCACAUCAGAAGUGGACAGCGCCAUCGAGAAAGCCCUGCAAGUCUGGGCACAGGUGACUCCCCUGAGGUUCACACGCAUCUACGCUGGCACGGCUGACAUCAUGGUCUCCUUCGGCAGCAGAGACCAUGGAGAUUUCUACCCAUUCGAUGGGCCUGGUGGCACCUUGGCUCAUGCAUUCGCGCCCUCUCAAGGAAUUGGAGGAGAUGCUCAUUUUGAUGAGGACGAGACCUUCACUUUCCGCUCCUAUCGAGGUUAUAACUUGUUCCUGGUGGCUGCCCAUGAGUUUGGUCAUUCUCUGGGCCUGUCUCACUCACAGGACGCAGGGGCACUCAUGUAUCCCGUCUACAGCUACAGAGACCCCGACACCUUCCUGCUGCCACGGGACGACGUCAACGGGAUCCAGUCUCUCUACGGUUCCAACCCUGACGUGGAUGUAGUCAAACCAGAACCAGAACCUCCCACGACUCCCAACGCCUGUGAUCCCCAGCUGGUCCUGGAUGCCGUCACAACUCUACGCGGAGAAAUGUUCUUCUUCAAGGACAGCUUCUUCUGGCGUAGCACCUCUCACAGCAGAAGAGCAGAGCAACACCUCAUCAAAAGCUACUGGCCUCUUGCCCCUAACAACAUCGAUGCAGCUUACGAGAGCCGAUCAUCAGACCGAGUUUUCCUCAUCAAAGGCAGAAAAGUUUGGGCCCUUCACGGCUACAACGUUGAGAGUGGCUACCCGAAGAGCCUCCACAGUCUUGGACUCCCCAUGUCUGUGAAGACGGUCAGUGCUGUCUUCCAUGACCAACAGUCAGGAAAGAGCACAUUCUUUACUGGCCACUACUACUACAGUUAUGACGAGAACAGAAGGGACAUGGACCAGGGUUACCCCAAACUGGUGGAUGAGGGGUUCCCCGGAAUGACAGGAGAGGUCACUGCUGCCUUCCAGUAUAGAGGCUUCGCCUACCUCUACAGUGGGCCCCACAUAUUUGAGUUCAGUUUCAGCAGCAAGAGGCUGUUUCGUGUCCUGAGGAACAGCUACUUCCUGAGAUGUUAGAUCAGAUUUCUAUGGUCAUCACGACAAACUGUCAAAUGAUCAAUUUCAUGGGUUUACUAUUCCAUUACUUAAAUGAUAAUAUAUUUUUUUCAAUGAACACUAUGAAUAUUUAAGAUCUAUGUAAAAUAUAGAGCUAUCCUUGUUU